Neofelis nebulosa (Clouded leopard) is the source of this 1719-nucleotide messenger RNA. It is a transcript of the gene GARIN6, whose product is annotated as golgi associated RAB2 interactor family member 6. Gene Ontology annotation, cellular component: nucleus. Bases 728 to 1456 code for a protein of 242 amino acids. The transcript has 2 exons. The record is from RefSeq and is a predicted model, not a curated record. Lineage: Eukaryota; Metazoa; Chordata; Mammalia; Carnivora; Felidae.
GGUAAGCACAGGUCACAAUGGGCAGGAGAGGACAUAAGGGGUCCUUCAGGGUGGUUUAGGCCUAGGUGGAGGCUUAGGUUUGGGAGGAGAGGAGCAGUACGAAUACAAUUGGCGGUGAGUUGUGGAAUCCAAAAGAGCAAAGGUUAUUGUGAACCAGUGUGUCAGGCUCAAGAGGAGGCCCCUCCCCACUCAAGUGAAUACCAACAUCUGCAUGACUCAACAUCUGUGCACUCUGACAUCUACUGGAACCCCAACAUCUACGUGCCUCGGCAUCUGCAAACCCUGACAUCUACUGGGGCCUGGAUCUCUUGCUUCUCCACAUCUGCACACUGUAGCAUCUACUGGGGCCUAACCUCUGUGGGCCUCCACAUCUGUGCACCCUGACAUCGACUGGGGUCCCAACAUCUGUGCACCUUGACAUCUAUUGGAGCCCUGACCUCUACUCCUCAACAUCCGCAUAUGGUAACAUCUACUGGGGCCCUGGCAUCUGUGCACCCCAACAUCUCCAUUCUCUAGGCAGAGCACAGUAUGGUGCAGAUACAAUAGUCUCUAGCACUGAGCAAUUGGUAAUUAGCACCCCCACCCUGUUCUCAGUUGCUCAGAGACAAAAAAGCCUGCAGAAGACCACUGCUAGCCCACUUGCUAGAGAAAUCAGGGAAAGAGGACACCCUGCAAAGUGUGGUAAGGUGUGGAGGACCCCUAGGAGCUGUCGUGGCAAAAAAUAGCCAUGAACAGCCAAUUUAAGUUACCACAUUACACAGCCCAAAGCAGCCCUGCGAUGGGUAUGUUUAAUACCUCCAUGGGGAAACUGCAGCAACAACUGUACAAGGGAGAGUAUAGUAUAUUCAAGUAUGCACCAAUGUUUGAGAGUGACUUUAUACAGGUCAGCAAAAAAGGAGAAGUGAUUGAUGUGCACAACCGUGCCCGAAUGGUAACUGUGGGCAUCGUUCGCACCAGCCCCCACCUCACACUACCUGAUGUCAUGCUGCUGGCCCGACCAGCUGCUAUGUGUGAUGACUAUAACAGAUAUGGCCCUGCCACCCCGGAAACACGUUACAAGCCUACACAGAUCUUAGAGCUAACCAGGCUGCUUCCCUUGAAGUUUGUAACGAUAUCCAUCCAUAAUGGUAAAAAGCAACAGCUCCACCUGAAGCUUGCCACUGGCCGCUCUUUUUACCUUCAGCUGUGUCCCCCUUCCAACACAAGAGAUCUUUUUGUCCACUGGGAAAACCUCGUUUACAUUCUGAGACCACCAGUAGAGGCUUACAGUGGUUCCCAGGCCAUCCCAGUUGGGAACACACUGGACAUAACUGGGUUUGAAGAGAAGAACAAGAGCCCAGGGGCAAAUGUCAUUCAUGUCUAUGGAAGGGAUCAAGAUCAAGUUGGCAUCAAGAGUCUUCACAUGAACCCUACAGUGUUUGAGACCACCUAUCAUGGUUAUGCUGGGGAGGAAUGAAUUCAUCAAGCCUCCCACACAUACUGCAUUCAAGAGUUCACAUACUUCUGCAGUCACAAAGCCUAUAGCAUUUGAUAAAAGGGCAGGGAUGGCGACAGGAGCAGACUUUACAGAUCCAGGAGGAAGCACAGCUAGAAUAGCCACAAUGGGUGCAUUCAACAUGUCUUAAUACUAUUGUUAGCAAGGGCUGCAAGCCUUUCUUGUCUUGAGAGGGUACUUCCAGCACAUCAGUAGGAGAUACUGGCCUCUUCCCAGAGGGCAGA